AUGUCACGAACGCUUAAAUUAUUUUUUGUCUGUAUAAGCAUCAUACCGCUAAUUCGCGGUCAAGAGAUACCACAAUGUGGAACGAAAGAAGAACAAAUGGAAUUGAAUGAAAUCUAUAAUGAAAUCGAUAAAGUAGACGAUGCUUAUACCUCGACUUCUCAACAAAGAUCGAUGGAUAAUCAACGAGUAUUUUUUAAUUACGCUACUUAUUUGCGCGAACCCACGCAAGACCGAGUUUUAUUAGGAUCUAAUAGUAAAUUAUACAUCGCAAAAUCAAAUGGUUACGGUGCAAUAACAUACAAAACUUACCGUUACCCGGAACCAAAAACUAAGACGUUAAAUGCUCAAAAUGAAUAUAAUUCUAGACCAUCAAACUUAGGUUCAGAUGUUGUGUAUCCUCAAAUAUUAGCCAUCUUAGAUUAUGAUAAUUACGAAGCAUAUGGUAAAGAUGUCUACAAAAUUACUCAGUCAAUCGCAGGAUUUUUCAAUAAUAUCGACAUUCGAUUCCGAACCCUCAAAAAUCCACAAGUAAGACUUCAUCUGGCUGGUCUUGUUAUUCCAACGGAUCGUGAUGCUGUACCCUAUAUGACAAAUAAUCUAAAAAACAAUGUCAAAGAUAGUAAACCUUUCGAUGCAAUGCAUCAAGCUGGUGAAUAUUUCUUGGGAAGCUGGAAUGGCGUCAAUGGAAUCCCUCGGGGCUCUUAUGAUAUUAUUGUGCUUUUGACGAAUAAGGAUAUGGAUGCCUAUGGUUGGGCUACGGUAACCGGAGCCUGUAACGGUGCUAAAUCAGUUGCUAUUAUGACUCACAAAGCGAAGGGCGAAAACGAUUAUUGGAUUGCCGCUGGCACCGCUCACGAGCUUGGACAUCUGUUUGGAGCACACCACGAUGGCGAUAACAGCGCAAAAUCGUGCGAUUCGAGUGCUGGUCACAUAAUGAGUGGAAAUAGAGGCAAAAAUGCUUUCACAUGGUCCGAAUGCAGUAUGCGUGACAUGAGAAAUUUUCUCAGGUAUUUAGAAUGA
Messenger RNA from Trichogramma pretiosum, 1020 nucleotides. Its product is annotated as venom metalloproteinase 3-like. The transcript has 9 exons. Lineage: Eukaryota; Metazoa; Arthropoda; Insecta; Hymenoptera; Trichogrammatidae. Gene Ontology annotation, biological process: proteolysis. Gene Ontology annotation, molecular function: metalloendopeptidase activity. Bases 1 to 1020 code for a protein of 339 amino acids. The record is from RefSeq and is a predicted model, not a curated record.